CCAAAUUCCAACCAGCCAAUAGAAAAGAGCACUAAAGUGACGCAUCCAGCCCUCAGCUGUUUUUGUUUUUGUCUGCCUCCUGUUAACUCUAGAAGUUAGGGUUAAAACAGAAUUACAAGCGCCGUGUUCUAAAAUAGAAGAAACAAAUAAUAAUUUUAGUUUCAGGAUUCAAGCCAUCAAUUUCCAAUUUGUAUAGCAUGUAUUACAUUGUAAUAACUAAUCUCAAGCGCAUACGUGUGUAGAGGAGCUGGGUUUCGGAGUGAUCGAUCCGAACACAGGCCACUGAACUAGGGCAGUGGAGCAGGACAGGAUAAUCACUGUGGACGAGAUGGAGGAACGGGAGACACCCGACGGUCCGGGAGGGCCUCAAGGCUUGAUCAGCGCCUCGUUCAACCAGGACACCACAUCUCUAUCAGUGGGCACUAAGUCAGGCUACAGACUCUUCUCUGUCACCUCAGUGGACAAGAUGGACUGCAUCCACGAAGGAGCGGAGUGUCCAGACGUGUACAUCGUGGAGCGGUUGUUCUCCAGCAGUCUGGUGGCGGUGGUCAGUCUCUCCAUGCCCCGACGUAUGAACGUCUACCACUUCAAAAGGGGAACAGAGAUCUGCAACUAUAGCUACUCUAACAACAUCCUCUCAGUCCGGCUCAACAGACAGAGGCUGGUGGUGUGUCUGGAGGAGUCAGUCUACAUCCACAACAUCAAAGACAUGAAGCUGCUGAAGACGCUGCUCAACACGCCCCACAACCCCUCAGGUCUCUGUGCCCUCUCUGUGAACCAUGGUAACUCCUACCUGGCGUACCCUGGCAGUCAAACCAUCGGAGAGAUCAUGGUCUAUGACACCAACAACCUGAGCAAGGUGACGAUGAUCCCAGCCCAUGACAGUCCCCUGGCAGCCCUCACAUUCAACGCUUCAGGAACCAAACUCGCCAGUGCCUCCGAGAGGGGUACAGUGAUCAGAGUGUUCACCAUCCCAGAGGGACAGAGGCUGUUUGAGUUCCGUAGAGGGAUGAAGAGGUAUGUGAGUAUCAGCUCGUUGUCCUUUAGUUCAGAUGCACAGUUCCUCUGUGCCUCCAGCAACACAGAGACGGUCCAUAUCUUCAAACUGGAACAGCACAGCCCCAGUCGAGAUGGCGAGUCUCCUACGUGGGGUGCCUACGUGGGGAAGAUGUUCACAGCAGCCAGCACCUACCUUCCCUCCCAGGUCUCUGACAUGAUGCACCAAGACCGGGCCUUUGCCACCGUACGACUCAACAUGUUCGGACUCAAGAACGUAUGCGCCUUGUCCACGGUUCAGAAGCUACCUCGGCUGCUGGUGGCAUCAUCAGAUGGACAUCUCUACAUCUAUAACAUUGACCCACAGGACGGAGGAGAGUGUGUUCUGGUCAGGAAACACAGGCUAUUUGAAGGAGAUGAGGCGCCACAGGAAGCACAACAGGAAGAGAAGGAGUCAGAGGAUGGAAGGUCCCUCCCACCGUCAACCAGCCCAUCAUACGCUGCCACUGUGUCCCUCCCCUCGACUGCACCCUCUUCUACCACUCUCACAGGCUACUCAGAGGAUGGAGGGGCUGAGAAAGGGGAUGUGAUCCCUGAACAUGAGUUUGCAGAGGGACCCGUCUGUCUGGAUGAUGAGAAUGAGUUUCCUCCCGUCAUCAAACAGACCAACUGACCCACCACUUCCCUGGAACCAAUCAACUGGAGCCAUUCACGCAAGAAGGAAGUAUAUCAGUGUUAAGAGAACCCCCCACCCCAUGUCCCCACCGAUCAAAUGGGAGAAAUGUAGAUGCCACAGUGUUGAUUGGUUACUCUAAUGUGCCAUUCAGAAGUAGAGUGUGGCUAGAUAGUGGACCCGUCUCUGUACAUUGUCUUAUACCUGGAACUAAAGGUCAGUAUGAAUACAAUUUAAAUCCAUUUCCUAACUAUCAGAAGGGAAGCAGGUCUGGGCUAUGAAUUUGUAGCCUUCCUCUAGUCUAAUAUUAACCAAUAUUUAACCUGGUUAAAAAUGGACUUUAAUAUUGAAUUGCAAUCAUAUAUUGAGAAGUGCUCUUUACUUUUAUAACCUGUUUAGUAUCAUUUAGUGAUUUAUAACACUGACUGGAUAGUGGGGUCCGAGUCGUACUCUGCUGCUUGAUGCAGAUUGGCUAGAACCCAGUGUAGGGUGGAAGAGGGCAGAGAGGGGCACAGGCAGAGUGCGUCUUAUCAGUGGGCUAUAGCUGUGCCACACCCCGAGAGAGAAGAGGGUGAGAGAAAGAGAGGGGAUGGUGGAAUAGAGAAGGAGAGAGAUGGCGUUCUAUCAUAUGUCUUGAGGUGAUGUUUUUGAACUUAUCUCUAGAAAAAAGGUGGGAGGAAUAAUAAAAUACUGAUAAUGUGAAAAAGUUGAUUAAUAGUAUUGUAGAUCCUUACAGGUCCUUUUAUUUCACUGAUAAAAUUAUUAACACCAUUGACUAAAUAAUGUUGAAUAUUGUAAAAUUUCAGACAUGACGUAGAUGUUUUUAUUUGUAAAAAAUAAUGUUGACUUGUACUAAAUAUUAUUUUGGAAUAUGAAAUUACAAUUAUUAAUCAAUGCAUUAGACCUACGGUAAUUAAGUGAAGGUCUUGGCGGAAAGUAGAUUUUUAUUGUUUGUGUAUAAUGUGUAUGUAUAUAUUAUAUGUGUAUAUGUGUGUGUGUGUAUAUAUAUACAGUUGAAGUCGAAAGUUUACAAACACUUAGGUCGGAGUCAUUAAAACUUGUUUUUCAACCACUCCACAAAUUUCUUGUUAACAAACUAUAGUUUUGGCAAGUCGGCUAGGACAUCUACUUUGUGCAUGACAAGUUAUUUUUCCAACAAUUGUUUAGACAGAUUAUUUCACUUAUAUUUCACUGUAUCACAAUUCCAGUGGGUCAGAAGUUUACAUACACUAAGUUGACUGUGCCUUUAAAUAGCUUGGAAAAUUGCAGAAAAAUAUGUCAUGGCUUUAGAAGCUUCUGAUGGGCUAAUUGACAUCAUUUGAGUCAAUUGGAGGUGUACUUGUGGGUGUAUUUCAAGGCCUACCUUCAAACUCAGUGCCUCUUUGCUUGACAUCAUGGGAAAAUCAAAAGAAAUCCGCCAAGACCUCAGAAAAAAUAUUGAAGACCUCCACAAGUCUGGUUCAUCCAUGGGGAGCAAUUUCCAAAUGCCUGAAGGUACCACGUUCAUCUGUACAAACAAUAGUAUGCAAGUAUAAACACCAUGGGAACACGCAGCUGUCAUACUACUCAGGAAGGAGAAGCGUUCUGUCUUCUAGAGAUGAAUGUACUUUGGUGCGAAUAGUGCAAAUCAAUCCCAGAACAACAGCAAAGGACCUUGUGAAGAUGCUGGAGGAAACCGUUACAAAAGUAUCUAUAUCCACAGUAAAACGAUUCCGAAUCGACAUUACCUGAAAGGCCGCUCAGCAAGGAAGAAGCCACUGCUCCAAACCCGCCAUAAAAAAGCCAGACUACGGUUUGCAAAUGCACAUGGGGACAAAGAUCGUACUUUUUGGAGAAAUGUCCUCUGGUCUGAUGAAACAAAAAUAGAACUGUUUGGCCAUAAUGACCAUUGUUAUGUUUGGAGGACGAAGGGGGAGGAUUGCAAGCCGAAGAACACCAUCCCAACCGUGAAGCAUGGGGGUGGCAGCAUCAUGUUGUGGGGGUGCUUUGCUGCAGGAGGGGCUGGUACACUAAACAAAAUCGAUGGCAUCAUGAGGUAGGAAAAUUAUGUGGAAAUAUUGAAGCAACAUCUGAAGAUAGUCAGGAAGUUAAAACUUGGUUGCAAAUGCCUCUUCCAAAUGGACAAUGACCCCAAGCAUACUUCCAAAGUUGUGGCAAAAUGGCUUAAGGACAACAAAGUCAAGGUAUUGGAGUGGCCAUCACAAAGCCCUGACCUCAAUCCUAUAGAAAAUUUGUGGGCAGAACUGAAAAAGCGUGUGCGAGCAAGGAGGCCUACAAACAAUGACUCAGUUUCACCAGCUCUGUCAGGAGGAAUGGGCCAAAAUUCACCCAACUUAUUGUGGGAAGCUUGUGGAAGGAUACCCGAAAUGUUUGACCAAAGUUAAACAAUUUAAAGGCAAUGCUACCAAAUACUAAUUAAGUGUAUGUACAUUUCUGACCCAUUGGGAAAUAAAUCAUUCUCUCUACUAUUAUUCUGACAUUUCACAUUCUUAAAAUAAAGUGGUGAUUCUAAGACAUGGAAUUUUUACUAGGAUUAAAUGUCAGGAAUUGUGAAAAACUGAGUUUAAAUGUAUUUGGCUAAGGUGUAUGUAAAUUUCCGACUUCAACUGUACGCAUGUAUGUAUGUAUAUAUAUAUAUAUACAGUGCCUUGCGAAAGUAUUUGGCCCCCUUGAACUUUGCGACCUUUUGCCACAUUUCAGGCUUCAAACAUAAAGAUAUAAAACUGUAUUUUUUUGUGAAGAAUCAACAACAAGUGGGACACAAUCAUGAAGUGGAACAACAUUUAUUGGAUAUUUAAAACUUUUUUAACAAAUCAAAAACUGAAAAAUUGGACGUGCAAAAUGAUUCAGCCCCUUUACUUUCAGUGCAGCAUACUCUCUCCAGAAGUUCAGUGAGGAUCUCUGAAUGAUCCAAUGUUGACCUAAAUGACUAAUGAUGAUAAAUACAAUCCACCUGUGUGUAAUCAAGUCUCCGUAUAAAUGCACCUGCACUGUGAUAGUCUCAGAGGUUCGUUAAAAGCGCAGAGAGCAUCAUGAAGAACAAGGAACACACCGGGCAGGUCCGAGAUACUGUUGUGAAGAAGUUUAAAGCCGGAUUUGGAUACAAAAAUAUUUCCCAAGCUUUAAACAUCCCAAGGAGCACUGUGCAAGCGAUAAUAUUGAAAUGGAAGGAGUAUCAGACCACUGCAAAUCUACCAAGACCUGGCCGUCCCUCUAAACUUUCAGCUCAUACAAGGAGAAGACUGAUCAGAGAUGCAGCCAAGAGGCACAUGAUCACUCUGGAUGAACUGCAGAGAUCUACAGCUGAGGUGGGAGACUCUGUCCAUAGGACAACAAUCAGUCUUAUAUUGCACAAAUCUGGCCUUUAUGGAAGAGUGGCAAGAAGAAAGCCAUUUCUUAAGAUAUCCAUAAAAAGUGUUGUUUAAAGUUUUCCACAAGCCACCUGGGAGACACACCAAACAUGUGGAAGAAGGUGCUCUGGUCAGAUGAAACCAAAAUGGAACUUUUUGGCAACAAUGCAAAACGUUAUGUUUGGCGUAAAAGCAACACAGCCCAUCACCCUGAACCCACCAUCCCCACUGUCAAACACAGUGGUGGCAGCAUCAUGGUUUGGGCCUGCUUUUCUUCAGCAGGGACAGGGAAGAUUGUUAAAUGUGAUGGGAAGAUGGAUGGAGCCAAAUACAGGACCAUUCUGGAAGAAAACCUGAUGGAGUCUGGGACGGAGAUUUGUCUUCCAACAAGACAAUGAUCCAAAACAUAAAGCAAAAUCUACAAUGGAAUGGUUAAAAAAUAAACAUAUCCAGGUGUUAGAAUGGCCAAGUCAAUGUCCAGACCUGAAUCCAAUCGAGAAUCUGUGGAAAGAACUGAAAACUGCUGUUCACAAAUGCUCUCCAUCCAACCUCACUGAACUCAAGCUGUUUUGCAAGGAGGAAUGGGAAAAAAUUUCAGUUUCUCGAUGUGCAAAACUGAUAGAGACAUACCCCAAGCGACUUACAGCUGUAAUCACAGCAAAAGGUGGCGCUACAAAGUAUUAACUUAAGGGGGCUGAAUAAUUUUGCACGCCCAAUUUGUCAGUUUUUGAUUUUUUUGAUUCGUUAAAAAAGUUUGAAAUAUCCAAUAAAUGUCGUUCCACUUCAUAAUUGUGUCCCACUUGUUGUUGAUUCUUCACAAAAAAAUACAGUUUUAUAUCUUUAUGUUUGAAGCCUGAAAUGUGGCAAAAGGUCGCAAAGUUCAAGGGGGACGAAUACUUUCGCAAGGCACUGUAUAUACACACACAUGUAUAUAUACAGUGGGGAGAUCAAGUAUUUGAAACACUGCCGAUUUUGCAGGUUUUCCUACUUACAAAGCAUGUAGAGGUCUGUAAUUUAUUCAUGGGUACACUUCAACUGUGAGAGUCGGAAUCUAAAACAAAACAACAGAAAAUCACACUGUAUGAUUUUUAAGUAAUUAAUUUGCAUUUUAUUGCAUGACAUAAGUAUUUGAUCACCUACCAACCAGUAAGAAUUCCGGCACUCACAGACCUGUUAGUUUUUCUUUAAGAAGCCCUCCUGUUCUCCACUCAUUACCUGUAUUAACUGCACCUGUUUGAACGUGUUACCUGUAUAAAAGACACCUGUCAAACAGACUGCAACCUCUCCACAAUGGCCAAGACCAGAGAGGGUGUAAGGACAUCAGGGAUAGAAUUGUAGACCUGCACAAGGCUGGGAUGGGCUACAGGACAAUAGGCAAGCAGCUUGGUGAGAAGGCAACAACUGUUGGCGCAAUUAUUCGAAAAUGGAAGAAGUUCAAGAAGACUGUCAAUCACCCUCGGUCUGGGGCUCAAAUCAAAUCAAAUGUAUUUAUAUAGCCCUUCGUACAUCAGCUGAUAUCUCAAAGUGCUGUACAGAAACCCAGCCUAAAACCCAAAACAGCAAGCAAUGCAGGUGUAGAAGCACGGUGGCUAGGAAAAACUCCCUAGAAAGGCCAUAACCUCGGAAGAAACCUAGAGAGGAACCAGACUAUGUGGGGUGGCCAGUCCUCUGCUGGCUGUGCCGGGUGGAGAUUAUAACAGAACAUGGCCAAGAUGUUGAAAUGUUCAUAAAUGACCAGCAUGGUCCAAUAAUAAUAAGGCAGAACAGUUGAAACUGGAGCAGCAGCACGGCCAGGUGGACUGGGGACAGCAAGGAGUCAUCAUGUCAGGUAGUCCUGAGGCAUGGUCCUAGGGCUCAGGUCCUCCGAGAGAGAGAAAGAAAGAGAGAAUUAGAGAGAGCACACUUAAAUUCACACAGGACACCGAAUAGGACAGGAGAAGUACUCCAGAUAUAACAAACUGACCCUAGCCCCCCGACACAUAAACGACUGCAGCAUAAAUACUGGAGGCUGAGACAGGAUGGGUCAGGAGUUUGCCAAUGACCAUCUGGAUGAUCCAGAGGAGGAAUGGGAGAAGGUCAUGUGGUCUGAUGAUACAAAAAUUGAGCUUUUUGGUCUAAACUCCACUCGCUGUGUUUGGAGGAAGAAGAAGGAUGAGUACAACCCCAAGAACACCAUUCCAACCGUGAAGCAUGGAGGUGGAAACAUCAUUCUUUGGGGAUGCUUUUCUGCAAAGGGGGCAGGACGACUGCACCGUAUUGAGGGGAGGAUGGAUGGGGCCAUGUAUCGCGAGAUCUUGGCCAACAACCUCCUUCCCUCAGUAAGAGCAUUGAAGAUGGGUCAUGGCUGGGUCUUCCAGCAUGACAACGACCCGAAACACACAGCCAGGGCAACUAAGGAGUGGCUCCGUAAGAAGCAUCUCAAGGUCCUGGAGUGGCCUAGCCAGUCUCCAGAUCUGAACCCAAUAGAAAAUCUUUGGAGGGAGCUGAAAGUCUGUAGUGCCCAGUGACAGCCCUGAAAUCUGAAGGAUCUGGAGAAGGUCUGUAUGGAGGAGUGGGCCAAAAUCCCUGCUGCAGUGUGUGAAAACCUGGUCAAGAACUACAGGAAAUGUAUGAUCUCUGAAAUUGCAAACAAAGAUUUCUGUACCAAAUAUUAAGUUCUGCUUUUCUGAUGUAUCAAAUACUUAUGUAAUGCAAUAAAAUGCAAAUUAAUUACUUAAAAAUCAUACAAUGUGAUUUUCUGGAUUUUUGUUUUAGAUUCCGUCUCUCACAGUUGAAGUGUACCUAUGAUAAAAAUGACAGACCUCUACAUGCUUUGUAAGUUGGAAAACCUGAAAAAUCGGCAGUGUAUCAAAUACUUGUUUUCCCCACUGUACAUACAUACAUACAUACAUACAUACAUACAUACAUACAUACAUACAUACAUACAUACAUACAUACAUACAUACAUACAUACAUACAUACAUGUUAUGUGUGUGUAUGUAUGUAAACAGUAUGCCUAUUGUUAUUACCUUGUGACUGAUUUGCCAAAGGGUGGAGCUUUGAGAACACUAAUGUUCUUUUGAAGUUUUGAUUUAAGAUUUUAAACCACAAAUUAAAGGGAAUGUGAAUCAAA
This is a messenger RNA of Oncorhynchus keta (chum salmon), 8131 nucleotides long. Its product is annotated as WD repeat domain phosphoinositide-interacting protein 1-like. The record is from RefSeq and is a predicted model, not a curated record. Bases 329 to 1669 code for a protein of 446 amino acids. Gene Ontology annotation, cellular component: cytosol; extrinsic component of membrane; phagophore assembly site membrane. The transcript has 12 exons. Gene Ontology annotation, biological process: nucleophagy; protein localization to phagophore assembly site; protein lipidation. Gene Ontology annotation, molecular function: phosphatidylinositol-3-phosphate binding; protein binding; phosphatidylinositol-3,5-bisphosphate binding. Lineage: Eukaryota; Metazoa; Chordata; Actinopteri; Salmoniformes; Salmonidae.